UCGAAGUGUUGUAGAAAUGGGUUUAUGAGUUCCGAUAUUUCAUAUUUUAUUUCCUAAUGACUUCAAACUUCGUUCGCCCUCCUCCAGCUCCAGUCUUCAACCCAACACUUGAAGAAUUCACUGAUCCUAUCAGUUAUGUACACCGUAUUUCCCCAAUCGCAUUUAAUUAUGGCAUUUGUAAAAUACGCCCACCAAAUGGAUGGAAACCACCAUUCUCAGUUGAUCAGGAAAAUUUUACCUUCGUACCACGAGUUCAGGAAUUAUCUGAUGUUUGUGCAUACAACCGUGUGAGAUAUCAUUUUAUCACAUCCCUUGUACAUUUUUGGGAAGCACAGGAUGUAAAACUAUUCGUACCCCAAAUCAAGGGGAAAAGCGUAGACGUCUACCGACUUUGGAAGCAAGUGAAAUGUUCCGGUGGUUAUUCAACUGUGUGUGAGAAAAAGUUAUGGUGUAAAAUUUGUGAACAAAUCAACUUGCCGACAACUCCAUCUUUCGCUUCUGUCCUAUCUUCACACUACAAGAAAUAUCUUUUGCCAUACGACAUGUUUCUUGCCAGUGAACCUGCAAUGAAUGACCAAGGUGUUAAAUCUACCCGCUCGAAUCAGUUGAACAAGAAGAAGCCAUCGGUUGGAAAAAUGGUGUGUUCUGUAUGCAAACUCGGUAAUAAUGAUGAGUAUCUCCUCUUGUGCGAUGGGUGUGAUACAUUUGGAGCCUGCCAUACAUACUGCCUUGACCCACCUUUAUCUGAUGUACCAAAGGGGAAUUGGUACUGUCGUGACUGUGUGAUAAGAAGAUAUAAACAGUUAAAUAAGUUCGACGCAUUUGGUUUCAAAAGCUCAAAUGUGAAGUACACUCUUCAUACUUUCGGCAUUCGGGCUGAUGAUUUUAAGGCGAAGCAUUUUGGGAAACCUACACAUAUGGUUUCACUUGAAGAGGCUGAGACUGAAUUCUGGCGUUUGGUUAAUUCUGAAGAUACUGAGGUAAGCGUAGAGUACGGUGCUGAUCUGAAUGCUCAUGAACAUGGAUCUGGUUUCCCGACUUUACGAUCAGGAAGAGUCAGUCAGAAAUUAAAACAUUACGUUAAUUCACCGUGGAACCUGAACAACACUCCUUUGUUAGAUGGUUCAGCUCUGAGAUUCUUACCAAGGGAUAUUUCAGGAAUGAUUAUACCGUGGUGCUAUGUUGGCAUGGCGUUUUCUUGUUUUUGCUGGCAUACAGAAGACCACUGGAGUUAUUCCAUAAACUACUUACACAUGGGUGAACCAAAAACUUGGUAUGGAGUGCCGACGAACUCUGCCGAUGCCUUCGAAUUGGCUAUGCGAUCUGAAGUUCCUGAAUUAUUUGUCAAUUCUCCAGACUUACUACAUCAUAUGACUACAAUGGUUUCACCACACAGGCUUCAGGCACAUGGUGUCCCUGUUUAUCGCCUUGACCAAAUGGUUGGUGAAUUUGUGGUGACAUUUCCACGUGCGUUCCAUGCCGGUUUUAAUCAAGGGUUCAAUUUUGCUGAGGCAGUUAAUUUUUGCCCUCCUGAUUGGUUUGAAUAUGGUCGAAAUUGUAUUGAACACUAUGCCCUCUUGCAUAGAACUCCAGUUUUUUCACAUUCAGAAUUAUUAUGUCGUAUGGCUAAAUCGGUUGAACCGCUUAGCAUAGAAUUCUUAACUGUUAUUACUAAACAGUUGGGUGAUUUACUUACCACUGAACGUUGUCUAAGACGUCAUCUAGCUAGAAUUGGUGUCAGGCUUACAGAACGAAUGGUAUUUGAAAAUUCAGAAGAUGAAAAAAGGGAAUGUGAUUUAUGCCGAACAACGCUCUAUUUAUCUUCUUUGGGAUGUAAAUGUUCAGAAAAUAUGGUAUGCUUAGCUCAUUAUCAAAAACUUACAUGUUGUUCACGUGACAAUCAAGUAAUGCGUUAUCGUUAUGAUUUAGAUGAAUUAACUGAAUUCAAGGAAAGAUUACAACAAAAAUUAACUGAAUAUGAAGAAUGGAAAUGUCAACUUGAAAAUAAUGUUUUUAUUUUAAUGCCUAAUAAAUCUGUUAAUUCCAAUGAUAUGACAUUAUCUACUAAUAUGGAUGACAGUAAUAGUAAUAAUAAUAAAAAUAAUUCUGAAGUCAAGACUAAAUUAGAUAAUCACUUGGACAUUCCUAUGGAUAAUUGUGAUAAUAAUGAUAAUGGUGAUAGUGUGAAAGCCUCUUCUGAUACUCCUGUUGCUGCUGCUGUUAAAUCUAAGCUGAAGGAUGAAGAUAAUGCUGAUGAGGAAAAUGAACCUCCUGUGUGUUCAACAUCUUCACAAUCCACAUCUUCGAAAGUGAAACCAGAAGAAGAAGAAGAAAAAGGAGAAAAACGUCAAAAACCAACUUUAUUGGAACUGAAUGAACUCUUAAAGAUUGGUCGAACACGUCAAUAUCCUAGUUCAAUGGUGUCACGUUUAAAUCAUAUAAUCGGUACAAUUAAUGAAUGCGCUUCAGUGAUACACCAAUUAAUUAUGAGUUAUAAGAAAGCCUGUGAAAGAGUAAACAAUAUUAAAAUAUUAGAUAUAAAAUCUUCUAAAUCUGAUAUGACCGAUUCAGGUAAUGAAGAUGAUGAUAGCGAUGAUGAUGAGGAUAAUGAGGAUGAUGAUGACGGAGAGGAGGAGGCAGAAGAUAAUAAAGAUUUGAAAAAGUACAAUAAACAACGUAUACAGGAUAUUUUAAAUUCUUCUGGAUCUAUUCACUCGACUUCAGAAGAAGAAUCAGCUGAUGAGGAUGAUAAUAAUGAUGAUGAUGAUGAUAAUGAUGAUAAUGCUAAGGAUAAUGAAACAAGUGGUGAGGAUUGUCGCAAUUCAUCAGGUAUUUCGUUACGUAGAAGCAGUCGAAGAUUGAAGAAGGACAACAGUGUUGAUGAUGUAGUAAAGAAAGAGAAAGCUGAAAAUAUCAGUGAUGAGCGAACAUCAAAUAAUAAUAGUAAUAAUAAUAAUAAUAACAAUAAUAAUAAUACGAAUAAUGAUAAUAAUUUGAAAACAACUCAUAAAAAUUAUGCUUUACGGUCAACACGUAAGAAUUCCAAUGAAACCUGUUCAUAUCGAACACGAAGUAGUAAAUCGUCUACAGCGAAGGGUCCGUUUAUCUCAAAGAUAACAUUGAAUGAAUUCGCCAGCAUAGUUAAAUUGGCUACAAAUCUACCAGUUGUUCUACCUGAAUUAAAUGAAUUACAAGAUUUUGCUGAUCAUAUCACAUCAUGGAGAAAUGAAGUGCGCAGUUUAUUGGCACAGUUAAAUAAGAAGCUAGAGCUUAACACCACUGAGGAUGUUCACAGUAUCACUGACAUCAAUAUGGAUGAUACUGCCGCUGCUACUACAACAACAACUACUACUACGACUGUCUCUACUAUUGUUGUUAGUAACAAUGAUGAUGUUAACAGUAGAUUAUUCGAUGCAAGCAAAAUAGAACUACAACUUCGAUCUAUUUUACCUUCUGUACUAAAAGUGAAAGAGUAUAUUGAUUUCGCCAAUAUGAUCGAUAUUGAAUUGCCAGAGUUAAACCAACUAAAGAGAGUUCAUGAAUGCCUCAUUUGGUUGGAGGAUGUCGAUAAAAUUCUCAACUUCAAAUCUAAUAACGUUUUUAAUAGUAAUCAAAGAGAAAAUGAUGAUACUGGCAGUGAUGUUAAACCAACUCUGGUGAUACAUAAACCUACACUGAAUGAUGUUUGCAAAUUACAAUUACAAGGGAAUCAAGUGGCUUCAUCUAUCGCUUAUGUCAUGAAUAAUAUUCAUGAAAAUGGUAGCGCGCAUAAUUUUGCUUCACACAGUGUAUUGGAUACAGCGUUAACUGUUCAAAGUCGACGUCUGUUUGAUAUGGUUUCUGCAGUUAAAUUAGUUGAAGAGGGUUUAGAAGCAAUUAUCAAAGCAGAGCCGUGCAGUAUAUCACUAAAUCUUAUCAAAGAACGAUUAACAGUAGCACUGCAACUACCGAUUCAUUUGACUAUUAUUACUGAUGUCCAGGAGAUCUAUGAGAAUGCGAAAAUUUAUGAGAAAAAGUUUAAUUACCUAACAGAUAUUCUACUAAUCAACGAUAACUCAUGGAUGAUUAAAGAAGAAAAAGUAGAAGAAAGAGAAUCAGUGGAACAAGUGAAGCUAUUACAACAAAAACAACAACCACUAAAACGACAACAACCUGAUGAUGAUCAAGAAAUAUCAAUACCUACACAGGAUAGUAAUAAAGAAAAUAUUACCGGAACUGAUGCAUUUAUUGAAGAAAUUAUGGAAGAGAUUGGUUUAGGCUCAUUGAAUUCUACUCCAUCGACAUGGUUAGCAUAUCUCAAUGCCUUAGAAGAGAAAACUGCAAAUUGUGUGGUGAAAUUUCCACAAAUUGAUCCUAUUAAAAAAUUGUUGUCAGAGUUGAAUGUUAUUCAUGAAAAAUUGGUAAAAUUAUUCCUUAGACCAGAAUCAACUCAAAGUUUAUUAGAAGUUCUCUUACCACGAUCAGCAUCUGCUUUAGAAUGGCUUAUUCGUUUAGACGGUGGUCCAGAUCUGCCUGGUUUAUCAUCAUCUAAAGGUGAAGGAAACAAUUGUCCAUCGACUACAUACAAGCGUCAUACACGAAGUCCAAAUUUUCAAGCAUUAACGUAUAGAUCGUUGUGUAAACACAGUGCAGAAGAAUUUGCUAAAAUAUCCAGUGAGAAAAACUGUAGUGAAAUGUAUGAAUCAGUGUACAAUCGUUUCAUUGAUGGUGAAAUCUCAUUGAUGCAUUAUUUACGUAGUACAAAUAUGCGAAAAUCAAGAGCAAAACACCAGGAUAAAGUUGUUUAUUGUAUAUGUCGACAACCGGGUCUAACAAGUUUUAUGCUUCAAUGUGAAUUAUGUCGUGAUUGGGUGCAUAAUAUAUGCGUGACACUUCCAUCUUUAAAGGAUUCAGAAACUGAACGCAUGCGAUAUAUCUGUCCACGAUGUGAAUGUAGUCUCAGACCAGAUUUGAAACAAGUUCUAGAACUUCUUGUAGAACUUCGCGAUCUUACAAAGCUCAAAAGUGAUUCAAAGCAAUAUCAAGCAUUGAAUAAUAAUACUACGAGGAAUGCUAUUAAUAUGGAAAACAAGUGUACACAAGAUCUAUAUUUCCAUCAAUUCCCAGAAUUUGUUGCAGUUCAACUACUCUGUGAUCGAGCUAUUUCAUUUAUCAAACAUAUUGAAAAGUCGAUAGCGUCCAAUAAUGAACUGAAACAAGCCUUAGCGGACUAUGAGCUUUUCUCUAACAUGACAAUGCCUUCAUUCGAUUUGAUGGAGGAAGAUAUUAAUGAGGAAUUAAUUAAUUCCUCGGAUGAAAACGAUGAUGUUCCAGUCGAGUGUAAAAAGAAAUAUCAGCGUGUACGCCCCAUAUCUCCUAGUCGUAAUUCAUCGUCAGUUGAUCAUGACCGUUCUAUAUCUGCUGCUGGUGGUGUUCGAGAUUUUAUUCCAAAGUCUGUACGUAAUUAUCGUGAAGCUGAUAGGAUUAAAGCACAACCACACAAUCGUUCAUAUUUAUCUACAGGCAAACCUCGAGCAGGGAUGGCUAUGCCACUGAAGACACCAUGGAAACCAAUGAAUUCAGCCGCAUCAACGGCUGAAACACAGAUGUCUCGUAAUCCUGAGGAUAUUCGUUCAACAUCAUCCUCGUCUUCAUCAUCAACUUCAAGAUUGCCUAAUAAUAAUGUUGUAGAACCAUCACAUUUGUCAGACUAUAAACAAAGUCAAAGAUCUCGUCUAUUAAUGUCGAAUAGCGGUGAAAAUAAUAAUAAUAAUAAGAAUAAUAACAAUAAUACUAAUAAUCGUUUACGAAUUAAUUCUGGUGAACAGAAAGAAGCCGAGGCGGCUGAAGCAUUAGCUGGUUUAUCAGCAUCACUGAGCAGUAGUAGUAGUAAUCCACCGCCUUUGAUGAAAAAAGAUCCAGCCACUUUUAAACCGACAUUUAAGCAACGAUCUUAUGGCAGUGUUAAAGUAGAUGGUGGUGCAUACAGGCCAUUGAAUAGUCGUGGAAAUAUACCUGGAAAGAAGUUGAAUCCACACGAUAAUGGAUUUAGUUCACGUUCAAAGGAUCGAUCUGAUUCCAAUUAUUUUCAUAAGUCUAACUCUAGUCACGUUUUAUCUUCGAAAAAUCACCAUCAUGAUUCUGGUUCAUCGAAUCGUCUUAAUCAUUCACGUGGAGGAGUAACCAGUGAAAGUGAAUCUACAAAAUCUUUAACAUGCUUACAGUCAACAAGAAGAUUCUUUUUCCCCCUGCCUUCUGAAGCUCGUAGAUUAUUAGAAAAAUUAAUUAUGGAAGCGUGUUUACUUGAAGUUCACUUACCACAAACACGUUGGUUAUGGCAAUUGCAUUUAGCUUCAGAUCAAGAGACAGCUGCCUGUGGUGCACAUCAUCCAUCUGUUGCAAAGAUUGAAGAAGAACGCCUGAAACGUCGUAUUGCACGUCAUCUUGAACAAAUCAGUCAAUUAAAGCUGAAAACAAUUGAUCAUCAAUCAAAACCUGGUCGACGUAAACGAAAACCUCCUCCUAGUAUUACAGAUAAUUCUGGCAGUGUAGAUACAAAAGUGGAACAAUCAGAUGAUAGUAAUGUUUCAUCGAGUGAAAAAAGUGUACUGCAAAACCGUCAACAUUGCACUCCUGUGUGUUCAGAACCUGAAGAGAAACAAAGCAGCAAUUCAACAGUUUCUGAUACAGUUUCUCGUGUUGUCACAUCUGUUGCUAGGCGAAAGCCAUAUCGUCCUCGGGGUAGUGCACCAGAAGUGGCUAUUGCACGGCGAUAUAAAUUAGGCAGACCAAAACGUGCAUUACCUGUCCGAAGCUAUCGAUCAAUUCAUCGACCAACUCAUGCUAUCGGGUAUAGAUCUGUGCGUACAGAGGGACAGCAACAGGAGUAUGUUUCUAGUAUACGAGAUGAACUAGAGCAUAAAAUGCACAGAAUUCUGUCGACUAAGAACAGUAAAUUGCGAGGGAACAAUCGUACAACGAAUCUGGGUAAACAGUCAUUUUUGUCUUCUCGAAGAAGUGGGCGAGUAUAUCGUGGUGAACGCAUGGUACGUCGACCGUUUGUAUGCUCACACAAUGACUAUAGUGAUUCAUCUGUAAGUGAGGAACACAUGGAUACUGUUGAGCCCACGUUAAAUGACCAGUAUUCAUCAUCGAGAAAUGAAUCAUCAGAUUACUGUAAAAUGAUGUUGACCGCCAAUCAUUCUAAUUAUAAUUCAGGAAUGGGUGGUAAAAGAUCAGAAUUUCGACCACAUAAACAAGAUGAACGUCAUUCAUCUGUAAGAAAUACAAAUGAAAGUGAACAAUAUGAUGAUGAUGAUGACGAAUCUGCUUCAGAAGAUCAAUUGUCCAAUAAUGAAGAUGAAAGAUGUCCUGCCAGGCCUUGUCUUAAUCCACGUACUGGUACGGUGAAAUGGGUCCAAUGUGAAGCAUGUUGUCAAUGGUAUCAUCAAAUCUGUGUUGGAAUUCGUCAUCAAUAUCAGCUUCCUAAAACAUACUAUUGUCCUGCUUGUCAUCCCCGAUCCUCUGUCACCACCACCACCAAUACCACCACCGGCACCGGCACCACUGCACUUGCUCGCCGGAAACGACUAUCCGGCAGUGGAAAUGUUAGUCGACUGUCCAGUAGACAUUUCCUUGUCAGGACCUCAUCGAAACUUCAUAUACGGAAAAAUUUGACUGGUUGUUACACUGGCAAAUUAAGUCAACAUUUAUCUCGACGUCCAGAUAGUUGGACACGUAGACUACAUAGAUCACCACGUUUGCCUAAAUUACAAGCCUAUGGUGAUCGUAAUACUCCUAGUCUGGCUGAGGAUGAUGAUGAUGAUGACGCCGAGGACGAUGACUCAGAGGAUACAAACAAUUAUGUUGACAAUCAUCAUCAUCAUCACAGACAUGUUAAAUCUUCAGUGAAACAGUCUAUUCCAGUAUUAAAAAAUGAAUUAAUCGAUAAUUGGGCUGAUAUAUCACAAAGUUCUGAAGAAUCUUCAAUGAAACAUCCUGUUAGUUCACCGCAUGGAUCAUCAUCACACCUAGAUGAACCACCGGUUAUUGAUGCUUAUGAACCUGUUCCAAAUAAUUAUGGGAGCACAGAGACGACUGAAACACCGAAAGGACCGACUGAAGUUCUCCUAGAAGCAUUAGAUGUAAUGAGUAGUGGUGAAAUUCAUUCAAACAAUUCUGUCUAGUUAACAAAACAAAACGAAAGCAAAAUUAUCCUCCAUUGUUUUUGUG
Molecule: messenger RNA, 8211 nt
Organism: Trichobilharzia szidati
Lineage: Eukaryota; Metazoa; Platyhelminthes; Trematoda; Strigeidida; Schistosomatidae
Source: the annotation of a GenBank genome assembly